Messenger RNA from Sclerotinia trifoliorum, 4527 nucleotides. Lineage: Eukaryota; Fungi; Ascomycota; Leotiomycetes; Helotiales; Sclerotiniaceae. The record is from the annotation of a GenBank genome assembly.
AAAUAUGUCGCAGGAGAGUCUAGGUCAAAGCGGCUAAAUAAAUCCGAACAACAUUUGAGGUAUAAUCACAUGACCCUCAAAUUUACCGGUCGGUGUUGGAGUCUCCGAGAGAAUCCCUCCUCUUAGUCUUAGUGGGGCACAAAGCACUUUGAACAUGCGGCUGGGUCCGACAAUCUUCAACUUGACAUUUUCAAACAACUUCAAAUCAUACCAUCAAGCUCUUCUAUAAACUUUAUUGUAACAGCGCAAGCUGCACGAAAGGAUAUCGAAAGCCUAUCACUUAUCUAUUGAAAGAAGGAUAGGGUAUUAUUCCUAAAUCAAGCUGCAAAGAUGGCUGUCACCAUUGAAGAGCUUGACGCGACUGUCAAGACCUUCUAUGAAGGUCGCGGUGAGGCUGUGAGUAUAUACUAUCUAUUCAAAGGAACUAUUUACCUUAGGGCUUCUUUAUUGACGCGUUCGUGUUAUAGCAAAAAGCCGCACAGGCCGCAAUGAAUCAGGUACGACUUCUUUAUGCGCCGAAAAUCUUCUCUCGUUCAAUAUCGCCAUCGAUACUGAUAUGUAGUAUAGUUCAAGGAGGAUCCAGAUGCAUGGUUAUUAGUAGACAAGAUAUUACAAGAGUCUACAUAUCCUCAAGCCAAAUGUUGGUCAACGUCCUCCAGCACUCUACAUACUUUUCGCUGACAAAUUAUAAGAUUUGGGUUUGCAAGUGCUAGAUCAUGUUAUCAUGACAAGGUGGAAGGUUCUACCUAGAGAGCAGUGUCAAGGUACAUACAAGAUGUGUUCAUCCCAUCUGAAGGAUGUUAUACUGAUCUGUUCUAGGUAUUCGAAAUUUUGUCGUUGGUUUCAUUAUACAAUGUUCCGGAUCGGAAGAAUCUCUCAGGUCCCAGAGAGUCCUUUUAAACAAAUUGAACCUUGUCCUCGUUUCUAUCUUAAAGCAAGAAUGGCCUCAUAACUGGCCUACUUUUAUCAACGAGAUCAUAUCCUCCUGCCAUACCAGUUUGUCGAUAUGCGAGAAUAACAUGUCGAUUUUGAGAUUAUUAUCGGAGGAGGUCUUUGACUACUCGGCGGACCAAAUGACCUCUGCCAAGACGAAGAACUUAAAGACGACAAUGUGUGCAGAAUUUUCAUCUAUCUUUCAACUUUGCAAUGAAGUCCUGAAUAGCGCCACCCAAGAAAGUUUGAUCAAGGCUACUCUCGAGACACUUCUUCGAUUCUUCAACUGGAUUCCUCUCGGCUAUAUUUUCGAGACCACCGUUAUCGAUACUCUCAGGGAAAGAUUUUUGGAGAUGCCCGAAUUCAGAAAUGUCACAUUGAAGUGUUUGACAGAGAUUGGUGGACUCCAGACUGGCACCGGGAACAACUAUGACGAGAAGUUGGUUCAAAUGUUUACCGAAGUUUUGACCACAAUUUCCAAGAUCAUUCCCUUAACUCUCGACCUCAAGAGCACAUAUAAUUCAAGUAAUUCCAAGGACCAAGAAUUUAUCCAGAACCUGGCCCUUUUCUUGUGCAACUUCUUUUCCUCCCACUUGACCGUAAGCGUACCUUUCUUCUUCUCUUCCUAGAUGAAUCCUAACUUUCUCAAUAGCUCAUAGAGAAUCUGCCGAACCGCGAUUUCCUCACCCAUGGUCAUUUUUACCUUAUUCGAAUUUCCCAAAUUGAAGACCGAGAAAUCUUUAAGAUUUGUUUAGAAUACUGGACUAGACUUGUUCAAGAGUUGUACGAUGAACAACAGUCACUACCAAUUGGAGACGUUAACCCACUCGUUGGAAUGGGUGUAGGCGGUAUUUCAAAUCCUGGCGCGCCAAACCCAAGUUUACUCGCGAACUACCCUCUCCGGAAACACAAGUACAAUGAAGUGCUUUCAAACUUGCGAGUCGUCAUGAUUGAGAAAAUGGUCAGACCCGAGGAGGUUUUGAUUGUUGAGAACGAUGAGGGUGAAAUUGUUCGUGAAUUCGUCAAGGAGAGCGACACAAUUCAACUGUACAAGACAACCAGAGAGUGCUUGGUUUACCUUACCCAUUUGGAUGUAGUCGACACCGAAAACAUCAUGACCGAGAAGUUAUCUCGACAAGUUGAUGGUACCGAAUGGUCUUGGGCAAAUUGUAAUACUUUGUGCUGGGCUAUUGGAUCCAUCUCCCUUGCCAUGAACGAAGAGACUGAGAAACGUUUCUUAGUUACCGUCAUCAAAGAUUUACUCGGCUUAACUGAAAUGAAACGAGGAAAAGACAACAAAGCUGUGGUUGCCAGUAACAUCAUGUAUAUCGUUGGUCAAUAUCCGCGAUUUUUGAAGGCUCACUGGAAAUUCUUGAAGACGGUCGUUAACAAGUUAUUUGAGUUCAUGCACGAAUCCCACGAAGGUGUUCAAGACAUGGCUUGUGACACGUUCAUCAAGAUCGCUAGACAGUGCAAGCGUCACUUUGUUGCUUUACAACCUGGUGAAUCGGAACCAUUCAUUGAGGAAAUUGUAAGAACCAUGCGCAAGAUCACUUGUGAUCUAUCCCCACAGCAAGUACACACUUUCUACGAGGCAUGCGGUUAUAUGAUCGCGGCUCAACCACAGAAGAAUUCUCAAGAACGACUGAUUGGCGAACUGAUGUCAUAUCCGAACGCCGCUUGGGACGCCAUUAUUGCUCAAGCAAAUACUAAUCCUCAAAUUCUUCAAGAUGCUGAUACCAUCAAGGUCAUCGGUAAUGUUAUGAAAACUAACGUUUCUGCUUGCUCCUCGAUUGGAAGCUACUUCUAUCCUCAAAUUGGGCGCAUUUACCUUGAUAUGUUGUCUAUGUACAAGGCAACAAGCACAAUGAUUUCUGAAGCAGUUGCAAAUGAGGGUAGGGUCCCUCGUACCUUUUAUAUUCCGCAUUACUAAUUUGUAAUAGGCGAAAUUGCCACCAAAAUGCCUAGGGUGCGAGGUUUGAGAACUAUCAAGAAGGAAAUUCUCAAGCUCAUCGAAACAUUUGUUGAGAAGUCUGAUGAUCUUGAGAUGGUACGAAAUAAUAUCGUUCCAGCUCUUCUCGAAGCAGUCCUUGUCGACUACAACCGCAAUGUGCCAGGUGCCCGUGAUGCCGAAGUUCUCAAGGUCAUGUCUGUUAUUAUAACCAAGCUUUCUGUACGUUGGACCCCAUAUCGCUCGAAAUAUUCAGUGGUGCAUACCCUUUCUUUCUUUAAUCUCCUUGUUCUGGAGAUAUAUCCAGCAUUUACUAACGUCCAACACAGGGCCUCAUGGAAGACCAAGUGCCAAACAUCAUGUCAAAUGUUUUUGAAUGCACUUUGGAAAUGAUCAACAAGGAUUUCUCAGAAUUCCCUGAACAUCGUGUCGAGUUUUUCAGCCUACUCCGCGCAAUCAAUCUCCAUUGCUUCCCUGCACUCCUCAAACUUGACAACAGGCAAUUCAAAUUCGUCAUUGAUUCUUGCAUGUGGGCUAGCAAGCAUGACAACAGAGAGGUCGAGCAUGCUGGCCUUAAUAUGUGUUUGGAGUUAAUCACCAACAUCGCAGAAACGGAUCCUGCAACUUCUAGCGCCUUCUUCCAACAAUUCUUCGUUCCAAUUCUCCAAGAUGUGUUCUUUGUACUUACCGAUACUGAUCACAAAGCUGGUUUCAAGUCGCAAGCAACUUUGUUGGCAAGGAUGUUCUACUUUGUCUACCCAGCUGAUGGUACUGCACCAAAAAUCCAAAUGCCAAUCUUUGUUCAGGAUCAAGCUCCACCAGGAGCAAGUAACAAAGAUUUCCUCACAAACUUUGUGGCUACUUUGUUGCAGAAUGCAUUCCCCAAUCUUCAAGCGUAAGUCAAUCCCCUCUACCCUCCCUCCUAUCAAUUUACGUUGCUAAGCCAUUUUAGACCUCAGAUUCAAGCCUUCGUCGACGGUCUUUUCACACUCAACCAUUCCCUCGACCGAUUUAAACUUAACUUGAGAGACUUCUUGAUCUCAUUGAAGGAGUUCGCUGGAGACAACACGGAACUUUAUGCCGAUGAGAAAGAGACAGCUGAAAGAGAUGCCAAGGCCGCAGAACGUGAACGUCUAUCCAAGGUUGGAGGACUCAUCAAGCCUGCCGAACUUGAUGAUGAAGAUGAAUUGUGACUUGAUGAGGAGCUACGGAUCGACCAUGCACGACCAGAAAACCCACCCUCAGAUCAAGGACGCCGAAUCAUCUACAACGCCAAUAAACUUGAUGGUUGGGACGUUUAUGAUCUUUGAACUUUCCAUAUACAUCUGGCAGGACAAACUACUGUCCGAUCUGGAUAAUGAUAUUUUUCCUUACUUUUCGCUCAAUGAUAUCACAUACUCAGGAGCGAUUUCGCUACCUAAGUGGAGUUACUACGAAGGAUCAGAAUGAUAUUGUUUUCUGAAAAGUUAUUCUUCUGUUUAGAUUCAAUUCUCCGAUGAACAUCGUGAGGCGAUACACAAUAGGCAUUUGCGAAGCAAUUUUUCAUUUUCUCGAUACCUCUGAAUUUAUGAGACACACUGUAAAUGUGUCAGUGGUGGGGGAAGUUUGAGCAAUUUUAAGGAACUGGGUGAAUCGAAGUGGGA